CUAGUAAAGCUUGUUUGUAGCGUUUUGUUUUUUUUAUGCAAAUGACCUUUUCUAAAGAAAAGAGCUGUUAGCAAGUACUAAAUCAAAACUGUGGUAUGCAAAAAACCAAAACAAAAUUCGGCUCUGUCUACCUGGCGUUGAAGGAUCCGUCAUAAUUAUGCGUCCUGUGCCGAUAUGGGGAACUUUGAGAUAUCACUAGAUAAUCACCUGUCAGCUACUAUGAUGGAUACUCGUGAAAUGGGUAUAUUUGACAUUUUGAUUUUGAGGUUACGUCUAAUUUUUUUAUGCAGCACGGUUUUUCUAGGAUUUUAGAACGAGUCUCCAUAAAAUGUCUAAAGCUGCCGCUAGACUAAAAAACCUGAAGAAAACCGCGGAGAAAAUACAGCAUGGUAAACUUAAAACUAAUAUUCCAGCCGGAAUGGCUGCUGCAGGACCUCCUCUGGGUCCAAUGCUUGGACAGAGAGGAAUCAACAUAGCGGUAUUUUGCAAGGACUUCAAUGAAAGAACCAAAGACAUAAAAGAAGGCAUACCCUUACCAACAAGAGUAACUGUGAAUCCUGAUAGAAGUUAUGAGAUUGUCGUACACAAACCUCCUGUGGUAUAUUUUUUAAAGCAGGCUGCUGGAAUUCAGAGAGCUGCUAUGGAACCUGGCAGAGAAAUAUCUGGAAAAGUAACCCUCAGGCAUGUAUAUGAAAUAGCAAAAAUAAAACAAGAGGAUCCACCACUGCAAAUAAAAUCUCUAGAAGAACUUUGCAAGAUGGUAGUUGGGGUUGCAAGGUCUUGUGGCAUACAGGUAGUGAAUGACUUAGAUGCCAAGGAGUAUGCAGAAUUUUUGAAAGAGAGAGAAAGUAUAGUCGAUGAACAGAAAAAGGCUCUUCAGGAAAAGCGAGAAGCAAAAAUGUUGAGAACAGGUUGAACAAUAAUAGAUAUGCUACAGUAGUUUUUUAUUUAUUAAAAUUUUAUUAAUAAAAAAUACAAAUCAUAAAUACUUUUCUUUUAAUU
Molecule: messenger RNA, 1002 nt
Organism: Acanthoscelides obtectus
Lineage: Eukaryota; Metazoa; Arthropoda; Insecta; Coleoptera; Chrysomelidae
Source: the annotation of a GenBank genome assembly